This is a messenger RNA of Salarias fasciatus (jewelled blenny), 490 nucleotides long. RefSeq names its product shadow of prion protein (gene sprn). Lineage: Eukaryota; Metazoa; Chordata; Actinopteri; Blenniiformes; Blenniidae. Gene Ontology annotation, cellular component: membrane. The coding region runs from base 23 to 490 and encodes 155 amino acids. The record is from RefSeq and is a predicted model, not a curated record. The transcript has 2 exons.
GAUUCUAACACAAGGCAAUAAGAUGUCGGGGAUGAACCAGGUGCUCGCAGCCUGCUGGACCUUCCUCCUGCUCUCUGCCUUCCUGUUCGAGCCCACGCUCUCCAAGGGCGGUCGCGGGGGAUCCCGGGGCUCCUCCAGGGGGUCCCCUUCCCGCAGCUCCUCUGCGGGGACCUUCCGGGGAGGGGGAAGCUACGGCGGAACCCGCUCCCGCUUCAGGGCGGCGGGGCGCACCGGCCCCGUGAGGGUGGCGGCGGCGGCCGCCGCCGGGGCCGCGGUGGCCUUGACGGCGGACAAGUGGUACGCGUCCGCUUACCGCCGCAGCAACGCGGACAGCUCCGAGGAAGAGCUGGACUACUUCAACAGGACCAAUUACUUUGAAUCUCUGAUGGCGGGCUCGGCUCAGAGCGGACCGUCCCUCUACAGAGUGAUUUCUAUCAUCUUUGCAGCUUUUUCUCCCAGCUGUGGACUCCUGGUGGACACAGUCCUGUAG